This is a messenger RNA of Labrus bergylta (ballan wrasse), 2770 nucleotides long. The record is from RefSeq and is a predicted model, not a curated record. Lineage: Eukaryota; Metazoa; Chordata; Actinopteri; Labriformes; Labridae.
GCUCUUACCACUGGCAGCAUCCCUGGCUUCAUUGACGUCGUAAUGAACCUAAAUUCUCCUGCGCUGCUGGAAGACAACCUCAUUUGGCAGGCAAAGACGGCAGGGAAGAGAAUGGUGUUCUACGGAGAUGAUACCUGGGUGCGCCUCUUUCCCAAACACUUCAUGGAGUAUGAUGGCACAACGUCCUUCUUUGUUUCUGAUUACACUGAGGUUGACAACAAUGUGACCCGUCACUUGGAUGGCACCCUUAAAAGAGAUGACUGGGACAUUUUGAUCCUUCACUACCUAGGCCUUGACCACAUCGGUCAUAUCAGCGGACCCCACAGUUCCCUCAUCCAGCCUAAACUGCUCGAGAUGGAUGACAUCCUCGAGAAGAUUCACAGCGCUCUCAUUUCAAAGGAGGCAGACGGAUCCCUGCCCUACCUGCUGGUGCUGUGUGGAGACCAUGGCAUGUCUGAGACCGGCAGCCACGGAGGCUCUUCAGAGCCAGAAGUCAAUACGCCCCUUGUGCUCAUAAGUCCAGCCUUCAAAAGAAAAGGUGGAAUGGAGACGCCUGGAGUGGUGGAGCAGGUGGACCUGACGGCGACCCUUGCCCUUGGACUCGGCCUUCCCAUAUCUCAAAACAACGUGGGUCACGUCAUCCCUGGUGUUUUUGAGGAAACCACCCUACGUGACCAGCUACGCUUCCUGCAUCUCAAUGGUCACCAGCUCAGCUGCCUGCUCAAAGAUAGCAUGUCAGGCUAUGACAAAGAAAGCGGCUUUGAGCAGUUCCGUGUGGCAGAAAAGGCUCAUGGGAACUGGAUGAAGCUUUACCUGGAGGGCAACAACUCUGAAGUGCUGUCCAACAUAGGAAAGAAGGUCUUAAAGCAGUAUCUGGAGGCCCUUGCAGCCAUGAGCUCAGCCCUCAGCAAACAGCUGGGCAAGUACGACAUGUACUCCAUGAUCGCAGGCAUGGUGUUUGUGUUUCAGCUCCUGUUAGUCUUACUGCUGGCUAUGCCGGAAGCUCUCAGUGGUGAAGCAGCAGUUGACGUCCCCGUCCUCUCGUCCCUGCUCUCUCUGCCUUUCUACCUCUUGUGCCUGCUACUCGCCUCAGUACACGUCUUAGUGUGCACAUCCACUGAGAGCUCCUGUUACUUCUGCAGCCUCUCCUGGGGUCUAGUGUUUGCUGCUGUUGCCUUCUCCUCAGCAAUGUUUUGUACUCUGGUCUCUAUGGCAACAAGGCAUCUUACCCCAGGAACAAACAUUAACAGGAAGUUGCCCUUCAGGAGCAAAGACUGGUCACUGUCAGAACUCGAUGCUUUACUGCUGGCCGGCACAGUCGGACACACCCUUAGUCUGGCGGCCAGCAGCUUCGUGGAAGAGGAGCACCAAACCUGGUACUUUCUGCUCAACACCCUCUGCCUCGCAGUCUUCCAGGAUGUCUGCCGCAAAUACUUCAGAGAGCAGAGAGACACUUCGGACGAAGACGAGCAUAUCCUCCUUUCCAAAGAUUGUCACUCAUCUGUUCACCAAAAAGCAGACAUUUGCUCAGAGAAAUGGCUAGCAUUAGCCACGCCCCCUUUCACUCUGAUCUGCUGCAGACUGCUGCGCUCCCUCAACCAGACUGGAGUACAGUGGGCUCAUCUUCCUGACAUGGGACAUUGGCUAAACAGCUCCGAACACAGGACAGUACUGUCUUUGCUGGCUGCAUUCUGUUUGGUUCUUAUCUACCUCCUGGUUCAAAGACGGUGCUCAUGGGUGUCCAAGGCUGCCCUCGCCCUCGGACUUGUGGGUGUCUACAGCUACCGUGCAGCUGUUGGCAAUGUCAUGUUUCCCUGGCAACACGCUGGUCGACCUAUGUCCAAGGGAACAGUGGAGGCACGCUUUGUUUACGUGUUUGUUUUGGGCAUCCUCUUCUCCGGCACCAAGGACCUGUUGCGUUCCCAGAUUAUCACCGCUGAUGCCAAGUUGAAGAGCAGGGGAUUGUGGGAGCUCUACAGUGGCUUGGUUUUGUUGGUGUCACUAUUGUUUCGUGCCCACAACUUGCCCGUCCUCUGCUGCUGCCUGUUGGUCCAGACGCUCAUGGCUCAGUUUAUCUGGAAGAAACUCCACUAUGAUGCUGCCCAAACCACCAUCAUGCAUUAUUGGUUCGGUCAGGCAUUCUUUUACUUUCAGGGGAAUUCGAACAACAUUGCCACCAUCGACAUUUCCGUUGGGUUUGUCGGGCUGGAAAGUUACAUAGAAGCACCCGCCAUCUUCUUAACAGCCCUUAGCACUUACGCAGGGCCCCUGCUAUGGGCCUGUCAUCUCGUCUGCUACCUGAGCUCAGAGAGAGAUAGGAGUCCGGUUGCAGUUGGCCAUGGCUGCUACUGCUUAGCCCUGCUGAGGUCUGUGCCAGCAGCAGCCUACAUUGUUCUGGUCACUGUCCUGCGGUACCAUCUCUUCAUAUGGAGUGUCUUUUCACCAAAAUUACUGUACGAGUCCAUGCACGUAAUGCUGACUGCAGGAGUCUGCCUCUUCUUCUACACAAUGGAGCAAAGCCCCAGUCCCAGUAAGUCUUAAGGAGCCGAAGACUUCAGAAAUCCCCUGCUAUGAAAGGAUUGGACAGUUUACUGUGUGAAGGACUGUCAGACUGAUACACAGGACAACAUGCUUACCCUCACUUAUUAUCUUUCCAAUCUGUUAAUAUGUGAGAAGUUGCUUUUGAAAGGGUCCUCCUUUUGCACUCUGUUUGGUUUCCCAAAAAAAAAGAGAUGGAAAUGAGAAUGUACUUCUGUAGUCUUUUCAGAUA